This is a messenger RNA of Oncorhynchus gorbuscha (pink salmon), 3328 nucleotides long. Its product is annotated as U11/U12 small nuclear ribonucleoprotein 48 kDa protein-like. Lineage: Eukaryota; Metazoa; Chordata; Actinopteri; Salmoniformes; Salmonidae. Gene Ontology annotation, cellular component: nucleoplasm; cytosol; U12-type spliceosomal complex. The transcript is spliced from 9 exons. The coding region runs from base 141 to 1205 and encodes 354 amino acids. The record is from RefSeq and is a predicted model, not a curated record.
GCCUACGUUUUUAAAAUGCGACAGUGGUGUUGAACAACGUUCGAAAAUCUGCAUAUCAAAUAUGGGUUGGACAUUAACUAGUCAAAUGUAAGGUAUCCCUUUUUAAUGUAAACACAAUGUAGAUUUUCCCUGACUACGACAUGUGCGACUCACCAGAACAUCACCAGGCUCGUCUGCGAAAUUUGGAAGAGUUGACGGAGUUCGCCGAGAACUGCCAGAGACAACUGAAUGAGCUGUUCGAGACGCUGGGAUGGAGACUGGACCAGGAUAACGGGCCAGUUCAGGAGCCGAUGGAGAUGUGCCCCUAUGACCCGAACCACAGAGUGCCAAGCAGGAGCAUGGGGAGACAUAAAGCCACCUGCCAACUCAGCCAGAUUGGAUACUCCCAUGAGGAACAGGCUGAGAUGUGUGACCCCUCUCUGUGUUAUGAGAAUGCCAGCAUUACCAGCUUCACAAUGGACAAACACACACAGCAACAAGUGAUUCUUCAAGCAAGAGCAAGUGCACCGCCAAUUAGGACAGAGGGACUGUACAGCCAAAGUGAAUACUCCACAGACCCUACAGAAGUUCCUCAGAACCAGAAGCGAGCUAUCUGUGACCUUACUGUGGCAGACCGAUUGGCUCUUUUUGAUCACGUGACAAGGGAGGGCAUCAAACAGAAGGAUCAAGUUGUUGCAACCAACAACGAGGACCUUUAUGUUGAUUUGGUGGCCAAGCUCAAAAAGGGUAACGAUCAGAAUGAGCACAAGUCUCACCUGGAGCUGAUGGCUGAGAUGAGGGACUACAAGAGACGGCGGCAGUCUUACAGAGCCAAGAACGUCCAUAACACCAAGAAGUCCUACACUGAGGUGAUUCGGGAUGUGAUUAAUGUCCACUCUGUUGAACUGUCCAGUCAGUGGAAAGAGGAGGAGAGGAAGGAAGAGGAUAGAGAGUCCAAACACGGCCCUCACAGGAGAAGUUCUGAGGACAGGCGGUCUGCCUCCAUAGAAUCCCGCCAAUCUCACGUCAGCUCCAGGGAUGGAAACAUCUCCCAGCACAAACACCACGGCAUCGAAGAGCGCAGAAAAGAACCCAGUCCAGAGCAGGGCCAGGGGCGCAGCCGAGAGAAGGAGCGUAAGAAGAAGAGAAAGAGGGAUUCUUGCUCACCGGAUGAGAGACCUCAUGAUCGAAAGAAGAAAAAGAAGAAGAAAAAGGAAGAGAAGUGAUUUUCAAGUUUAGUACUUUGGCUUGGAAAACCAGAGAUUAGGUCAAGGAGCCAACCAAAGCUACGAUCAAAUGUUCAUAAUAUCGUACCACUUAGAAUGUACGCCUUCAUACUAAGUGCCCAAUUCAUGGUUUCGUACUAAGUGGUAUGCGUGUGUAGAAAUUGUAGUUUGACUCACAGACAAAUCUUUCUUUGAUGUAAUCUAAUGAUGAUAUUUUAAAGCAACAGUGCAGCUUUAAACAACUGUCUUAAACUAUAGAGGUUGUUAAAAGCCUGUUGUAUUAGAUUACAGAAUGUAAAUAAACUGUUAGAACACGAUUCUCAGAAUUCUGUUGUACAUUCAUAAUUACCCCUGUAUUUGACUCACUUCCAAAAAAACGGUUUGAUGUUUAAAGCUAAAACAGCAUUGUGUUUGAACUUUGAAUAGAAGCUUCAUAUGUAUACUUUAAUGAUCAUGGUCAUAAUCUGUGUAAAAGCUUUUGUGUGAUGGCCCUUAUUUAGAAGUAUUCAAAGAAAAGUCUUACUGAAGUAAGGUUACCUUUCAUUCUCACAAAAAUGACUUCUGUUGUAAAGCCACAAUUACUUUAGAAUUCAUGGAUUACUUCCUUUUUUAACAAGAACUCUGCAUCAACAAUUGUCAGUGUCUUUCCAUGUUGCGACUAGAAAUGGUCAGAAAUAUCUACACUUCUAUCAGAUAUGUAUAUGAAUGUAAUCAUUUAGGUGUAAAUGGCCCCUCCCAGGCCAACCCUAUUGGUUGAGACCCCUCAGGGCAGUUUGUGCCUUUCUCAGUGUGUACUGUAUUGAAUGUUGGACAGGGGUGUCCAUAGUUGGCACACACAUAAAAGGUCAGGCCUGGGGUCAAAGUGCAUCUGCAGUCUUUUAAUGAUGGGAUAAAAAUACUUUUCAAUAUCUGUCACAACACUAUUCAAUUGGUACUGAGGUUGAUCACCUGUUAAACCGUUACUUUAAAUGGGUAUUCAAUUCAUAAUCAGAAUGUAAAUCCAUUUUUUUUGACUGAAUGACUAUAUAAUUGACCUUAACCUUAACUGUACUACUUGAACAGCUCCAAAUGUCAACUUUUGAAUGUUUUUAGUUAUUGGGGUAUUCAUGACCUGCACAACUGUGUCAGUAUACUGAAAUGGUCACCAAAAUGGACCCUGCACUAGUCUCAUCUGUUUUAAACCCUCCCUCUCUAAUUCUGUAUUUCUCUUUUUCUCCUUACUCUCUCAUCCCUCUCUUCUGUCUGGGUCUCUGCCCCUGUUUGUAUUUGGGAUUAGGGUUAGACUCAGGUAUUUCUCACCCUGUCGAGGAGAAGAGGGAGCCGAGCCCGUGGCUGCCUGAGAACCUUAUGGAUCCCUGAGAGAGGGAGAGCAAGGGAGAGAGAGAGAGGAAGGGGGACCAGUGCUGUGAGUGGGGAGCGAGAAUGCUGUAAGGAGUGCAGCUCAGGGAGGAAAUAAACUGGACUUUUCUGUCUUUUAUUUUUUAAACCUGUGGACUAUCUGAUACGUUGAGUGAGGGACUCAGUGGAUUAUACAGAACCAAACAGACAGAACCAGCAUCAUGGGAGCCCCCAGGGUGAAGGUAAGCAAGCAGACCAGGCAUGGUCUAAGAAGGUUUCUGAGAUGUUGCUAUGCCAGAUUCUGAAUGUGAAUGCUGUAUUUGGUCCAAUAGUGUGGUUCUUGGGCCUAGGUUCUCUGGUCCGCAGGUGGUGUACUCAGUGAUGCUGGAUUGAGGAACCUAAUCGAACUAUUGGUUGUGUAAUGAUGCGGUAAUGAGGGUUUAUUUUUGGUACAGUGUGAGUGUAUUUGACAUGGACUGAUUUAGCUGGUGGGUUGUGAGCAUAAAGAAACCUAAAUAUAAAUUGUUUAAAUACAAUGUGACCUAUUUUCAGGAUGAUUAGCCUUGUGGUUCACAUGCAGCCCCUAAUAGUGUUUGAGUUCCCUCUGAAUUAAGGGUAAUUACUUUAGUCUGUACGUUUCUCAGGAAUGUGCAGAUUUGACUUUAUCUUACAGAGCACUCCACUAACACAACAGCAAGUAAACCAACAAGGCUUGAAACAUUGCACUUUACAACUUUGAGAGGUGAUUUUGUUGUUUGAAAAUGUGGGUAAAUGUAUGUUUUUUC